AUGGUUUCCUCCUUCACCUCCCAAGCUCCUGAGUCUAUCUCCCCAAACAGCCCCUACUUCCAGACUCUCUUCCGUCGCCGCCAGCAGAAGAAGAUGAGCAUCACUCAAACAUACUACUUGGCCCACACCGCCCGCAAGAAGCUCACCCGCGAAGCUUCCCGGGCGGACCACGAUCUGCGAUUGUUGGUAGGCCAUGCCAAUCUGUUGGAUUCUCUGAUGGUCGACCUCGCCGAGGCCGAGCGCGAGCAAGAACGUUGGUUUAACCAGACCGUCCACGGCGCCACCAAGGCCCAAGAAGAGACCCGACGCGUCCAAUGGGCGUCUACUAUGAUCGAGGAGACCGAGGAGGAAUACGAUCUUUCCGACGAUAACUCCGACCUGGAUUCCGACAGUGACAGCGAUGAAGAAGACGAGGCUUACACUCAAGCUGGCUUUGUGAUCAACCCUUCCACUCGCCGCCGCCCCGUCUCUCCUCCACCUAUGCCUGAGCCCGCUCUCUUCGAGGAGGAGGACGAUGAUACCGAUUCCGACUUUGAAUAUGACGAUGGGGAGGGGAUCGAGGACCUCAGCCUCACUCGAUCACCGUCUCGCCAAUCUCCACCCGAGCUCCUGCCUGCCGACUCCGAUGACGAGUCGGAGGACGAUGCUCUUCCCAUUUCCCCGCCCCAGCCUACCUUGGAGGCGUUCGACCAAAAAACACCCACCACAACCACGAUCUCGCUCACGGACUCCCAGCCAUUGUUCGACACAGGGUAUUUUGCUUCACAAGACGCCAGUCCCAUCAUCGAGGCAUACUGA
Molecule: messenger RNA, 798 nt
Organism: Penicillium chermesinum
Lineage: Eukaryota; Fungi; Ascomycota; Eurotiomycetes; Eurotiales; Aspergillaceae
Exons: 1
Coding region: 1-798 (265 amino acids)
Source: RefSeq, a predicted model, not a curated record